AUGGAUGCCGAGGAGCCGAAGACAGACGAAGUUGAAGAGUCGAUAGAACAAUCAAUGGAAGUUGAAAAGAAACAAGAUGAGAUAAAAUUAGCAAAAGUGGAAUACGAUUACCAAGCAAAUGAAUACGAUGAAUUGUCUCUCGAUGUGGGUGACAUUGUUACAAUACUCGAACAAGGGGAAAAUGGAUGGUGGAAAGGGGAUUUGAAUGGAAAGAUUGGUUCAUUUCCUGCAAAUCAUGUAAAAUUGAUUGAAAAGAAAUCUGCUGAGGAAGAAAACGACGAAAACAUUAACGGAAAAGGAAAAAUAACAAAAAAGUUAUUUAAUUAUGGUGUCAAACCGGGUGGCGUGGGAAGUUUAUUUGCUGGUGGAUUUCCUUUGAAACAAUCCAAACGAACUCAAAACGUAUCGGACUCGAGUGAUUCUCCAAAGACAGAAGAAAAGCAUGAGAAUUUGACUCAUGUGUUAAGAAAAACAAAUCGUACCCUGUCUGAGGAUGACUCGGAUUACAAACAAGUUUCAACGCAUUCGUCCGAAAACGCACGUAAGCGAGAGACUGCGACAAAAGUCACACCUCCACUACCUCGUUUGCCACCUAAAAAGCCGCCUCCCAAGCCAAAACUUGAACCAAAGGCUACCGUGCUUUAUGAUUAUGAUGCGGAGGCAGAUGAUGAAAUUUCCUUGAGGGAAGGAGAAAUAAUUACAGUUUUGGAUAAGACCGACGGAGAAGGCUGGUGGAAAGGUAGAAAUGAUAAUGGACAAGUUGGAAUAUUUCCGUCUACGUUCGUGGAGGAGAUUGUAGAAAAGGAAAUUCAACCACAAGAACAGAUAGUAGAAGUGAUUGAGCGAAAAGAGGAGAAUCACCCUCCACCCCCAAUUCCGAGAUCUACGAGACCACAGAAUCGUGAAGAAACUCAUGAACAAUCACAUAACGAAGAUUCUAGUUCACACCAGAAGCCCUCUCAUGGUGGCAACCUCCCCCCAUUGCCGAGUGAACAGUCCUCCACUCAUAAGGAUCCACCUUCAACCCCCUCUCGUAACCGACGAUCUUUGAAUCUAUCAACAAAACGACAAUCUCUUCACGAAGCGGAGUUGCCCUCAACCCCCACUCGCAAUCGACAAUCUCAGCACGAAGAAGAAUCACCUUUGCCUAAACAAUCAUUAAUUGAUAAUGACACUGAUCGCUUGCCAGAUUCACCUGUUCACUCUGACGACGAUCAAUCAAAACCAAAACCACCAUCGGAACGACGGAAAUCAAAAAGUAUAUCAUCGAUUAACGAAGACACUACAGAAGAAUCGCAGGAUACUGUGAAUUCACCUGUUUCAUCUGCUAGAAGACCAAUUCCUCCACCUAGAUCGAAGUCCAUCUCACAAGAAAACAAAAAUGAUGCUCCCAAGAUAACAUCGCCACUUUUAGCAAAGCCCCCAUCGAUUCCAAGACCCGGAAUUGCUCUGGCAAAACCUCCUUCUAUUCCAAAAAGAUCUCCGGCAUCUUAUAAAAGCACUUCAUCUGUAUCCGAUGAUAUCGAAUCUGAGAAGGACAAGCAACUUGAACUUGAUUCAAGAGGAUAUGAUGAAGAAGAAUAUCACAGCUCAAAGACUGAAGAAACUACAAAAGUUAAAGUCGAAUCGCUCAUAACUAAAGAAAAUUUGGAAGAGACAGAAAUCGAUGUUAGCCAAGACGGUGAAAUGGCUAAAAACAUUGAUGAGCAUGUUAAAGAAGAUUCUGUUUCCAAUGAUGAGCAACAUGAAAAGAAUUCUGAAAAGAAGGAGCCCGAGGUUCCACCCAUACCAACUGGGCCUAGGCUAACAAACUUGGGUGCCGAGAGACCGGCAAUUAAAGGUAGAAGACCUCCAGCAAAACAUGCCGUAGUUCAAAGUCAGACCGAAAUUUUGGAGCAAGCAGUUGCGCAGGAAAAAGACGAAGUCGAGGAGCCUAAGCAAAAACCCACUAACACACCACCCAAACCAAUGAAACCGAACAUGUUCAAAUUACCGAUUGCCGGCGGAGGAUUACCAAAUGUCGCUCUACGUUCUGUCCCCAAAAAGCCAGUUGAGCUAUCUACAUCCUCAACAUCUACUGAAACAAAUAUCACAAAUGUCGAACCUAUCAACAAACCGUCAGUUAAAUCGAUUAGCUCAAGGUUUAACAUUCCAAAUCAAUCGACCGAAGUCGAAAUAAGGUUAAAAAAAUGGGUUAAUGAAGAAAUAAAUAAGGUUAAAAGUCAUUUUGAAGCUCAGUUGUCGGAAGAAAGAAUGAAGCGAGAAGAAUUGGAAGCACAGUUGGUAGAGGAAGGAAGAAAGCGAGAAGAAUUGGAAGAAUUGAUUCGUGAGAUUCAGUCUGGAUUUGAAUCAUAA
This is a messenger RNA of Acaulospora morrowiae, 2355 nucleotides long. The record is from the annotation of a GenBank genome assembly. NCBI's taxonomy places the organism in Eukaryota, Fungi, Glomeromycota, Glomeromycetes, Diversisporales, Acaulosporaceae.